Closterium sp. Naga37s-1 is the source of this 1443-nucleotide messenger RNA. NCBI's taxonomy places the organism in Eukaryota, Viridiplantae, Streptophyta, Zygnematophyceae, Desmidiales, Closteriaceae. The record is from the annotation of a GenBank genome assembly.
AUGGCUCUCUGCGUAUCAUCACAACCGUCCAGCUCGGACCACCGCGCACGGCCGUCACUCACGUCGCCCGCAGAUAUGAUGCGCUCCAGCACCUCCCCCGCAUCAUUCGCCCGACACCACCGCUACCCAGCGCACCAGCCCUCCCCUUCCGGUUCGCCUCCUUCACAAUCCUCCUCACCUGGCGGGUCCGCCUUGGGCACGCCUUCGCGCUUUUACCAAGCAUCAGCGCCUCCGCCCUCGGGGGAGGCAAGUCAAACGCUUCUUCCGCAGGAGCAGCAGGCGCACGCGUCCCUCGAUGGUCCAUUUGCGCCGUCCUUCCUCCAGAUGCAGCCCCGCCGCCCCACGUGGCUCCCCGCGGACCAGCAGGACGAGCUGCUCGACGACGACGCCCUGGCGGAGCCCCCCGUGCGCGGAACUGCGCGCGGCAUCUCACGUGGUGCCAGCUGGACAGGUUCCGCGUCUGCCCACGCGGUCUUCGGCGGGCGGCCGCGUAGCGCUGCGACUGUUGACGGAGUGCUGGGUGGAGCGCCGUUGAGCAGCGAGUCGGUGUGUCCGAUCCCCGCUGUCAACUGGAAGGAGGAAGCGGCGAUGUCGUCCGCGGUGUGCCCCAUCGCGCCUCAGGACUGGCGCGCUCUCUCCCGUACCAGCAGCGCCAGCAACAGCGAGCACGACUUGGCCGCGUCGUCAGUCCUCAGCACCGGCGCGGGUCUCGCCGGAUCUGGCGGCGCCUCGACAUCGCCGGGGUCGCUAUCGUCGGCGGGUAGCUCGCCGUUGCACAGGAGUCCGUUGAACAGCGGUCCCCUGCAGAGCACGUCGUCGUGCCCGCUGCCAGCGGACGUGUUUCACGGCGCCUUGACUGGCGGCGUGGGGUCCGCGUCUGCUAGUUCCGGAUUGAUUGGCAAGGAGUCUGGCGCUGUUGCGAAUGGCGUGAGUGGGGUCUUACCCACCGCAGGCGCGGUUCCUCUUCAUGUAUCGCUCAGGGAGCAACUGCUGCGCGCGAAUAGCGGCUCCUGUGCCUACCAAGGUCCCGCAGCCGCGCGACCCGCCAUCGGUCGCAUGGCGAUGUCUUGCUCUAACAGUCGCCAGUCGAGUGGUAACUUCGCUGGCUACUCGCGAAGUUCCAACUGCAGCCCUGCUCGCGAUUCUUCGCACGGCAGUGAAGACACGGGAUCAAACGGCGUCAACUGGCAAGAGCUCGACGACCUGUGCCAGAGCAUGGACGCAGCAGGGAUUAAGAUAGACCAGAUUGACCUCACACCCCUGGAAGAUGCAUCAGAUGAUGUCCAUGGCCUCUCCUCUGCUGCUGCUGCUGCUUCCUCUUCUGGUUACUCUGGGAGAAACUUGAAAGCCUCUGCUGCUCCUGAAGCUGGGGAGGGUGCUGCUCCUGUGAAGUAUGCUGUCAAGUUUGGUGGCAUGUCCAUGUGGCACUCACCUUCUCAUUAA